This is a messenger RNA of Lacerta agilis (Sand lizard), 973 nucleotides long. RefSeq names its product multivesicular body subunit 12A (gene MVB12A). Bases 66 to 875 code for a protein of 269 amino acids. The record is from RefSeq and is a predicted model, not a curated record. Gene Ontology annotation, cellular component: cytosol; ESCRT I complex. Gene Ontology annotation, biological process: virus maturation; receptor catabolic process; viral budding. The transcript is spliced from 9 exons. NCBI's taxonomy places the organism in Eukaryota, Metazoa, Chordata, Lepidosauria, Squamata, Lacertidae.
UACUCUUUCUUGCCGCCGCCGCCUCGCUCUCCGGAGCGGAAGAGUGUCCCGAGGCCGCGGGCGCCAUGAGCCUUCCGCUCACCGGCCUGGGGUGGAGCUCCGCCGCCGCCGCCCACGGAGCCCCCGCGGGAUGGACUCCGAUCACAUCCACUGUAGAAGGAGCAUCUGCAAACUUUGGAAAGGGAUUUGCACAGAAAUCUGGUUACUUCCUAUGCUCUACAUCAGCCAUAAACAGUGAGAACCCCACAGGAGAUGUACUUUAUGAUGUCAUAAUCCUGAGUGAGAAAACCCCACUGCCUUACGGAUACACUUACGCUAAGGAAUUUUUGGAUCCCAAAACCUCCCUCUCCAAGAAGAAGAGACUGUGUGUCAAGCUGAUUCCAUUGACUGCAGCUGAAACAGCUGUGUUUGACAUUUUGCUGAGUAGCAAAAAUAAAGUGAUCCCAAACUACAUGCGGAUAGGGGAAAUGAGUGGAUUUGCACUUUGGUGUAAAAAGGAGCACAUUCUCAAGCCCAAGCCCCUUCCCAAGCCACGGAAAGUGAGCCUAGAAAUGAAGCGACUUUCAUUAGAACCAGAUGGUGUAGUCCCUCCAUCAGAAAAGCCCGUGGUUCCACCCGGUCCCAAAAGGCAACCUACCCUGAAGCGGCAUGAGUCUAUAUAUGACACUUCAAACGUCUAUGGCAUCUCAGCCAUGGAUGGGGUGCCCUUCACCCUGCACCCCAAGUUUGAGAGCAGCAUCUCCAAGGGCACGAAUGCCUAUUCUCUGUUUAAAAGCUUGCAUAUCAAAUCUCUUGCCGAUAUUGAGAAAGAGUACAACUAUGGCUUUGUCGUCGAAAGAACUGCUGCUGCUAGACUCCCCCCCAGCAUCUCCUAGCAUCAGUAAUUUGUUUGACAGUGUGCCUUUUUGCUAUUGGGACUCAUAUCUCAAGGGGACAGUCCAUUCACCACAUAGGUGUUCUUCAAAAAUAAGUA